AAAAAAGAAAGAAAAGAAAAGGGAAAAUCACUGAAAAGUCUGUCCAAAGGGAUUUACUUACUAGAUUUAAUUAAUUUAUCUUUUUAUUAUCUUUAUUUUAAUUCCAAAUCUUCUCUAUCAUCAAUUUAUCCACAGAAUUUUUAUCUCCAAAUUCACCACCAUUAGCUUCUCUAAACACUCAAGAGCUCACAAUCCAUCAAAUACUGUUUUAUAAUAAAAAAAAAUUCAAGAAAGCGAAAGAAGAAGAAGGAAAAAGGUUGAUGAUGGAAAUGUAUUGUUAGGUUCUUUUGUUUUUUCUAUGUUUUAGAUUCUUUCACUGCACCAAGAGGCAUAUCCAAUGGAUCUCAUACAACCGGUUCAGUGCACUCUAAUUUUUACUGUUUCUUGUUCUUCUUCUUCUUGAAUCUCGGUUUAUUGGUGUUUUUUUUACGCAUGAUUUUGGGUUCUUGCGUUGGUUGUGGAUUGUUAUUUAUUUAUUUAUUUUCAAUUUUUAUGGUGAGAUUUGGGUUGGGAUAUAUAUAGAGAAGAGAAAAGGAGCUUUUUUUUUUUUUUGGUUUUGUGUAGUAAUGGUGUCUGCAAAUGACCCGAUGGAAUCAUUUCUCAAUUCAUUUCAAGUGGUGAAAGAUGCUCUCUCCCCACUUGAACUUGGGAUUAGAAAAGCAGCUGAAGAUCUUGAGAGUUGCUGGGGAAUUUCCAAGAAUAAUAGUAGGGCUAAUCAUCUCGAAUUGAAUUCUAUUGAUAAUAGGAACCUUAACACCAAGGUUCAGAUCUGUACUGUGAAAAAGAAGAUUACUGGCAAUAGUGAUGGUAAUAACAGGAACUCCGUAGUGGGUGAAGAUAGAAAGAAAGGUCUAUCAAUUAAAGUUCCUAUAAGAACUUUGUUAGGCAUGUUUUCACCUAACCCGGAAAAUGAUAUUAACAAGGACAAUGGAAAUAGCAAAGUUGGGGUGGUGAAGAAGGGGUUGAAAGAGAGGGAAAUGGGAAGUGAAGAUGGGUCUUGUGCAAAUUGUUUGCAGUUUGCAGUUACUUGGUCUUUGGUAGUCAGUAGUUUUGUUCAGGCAUUUCCUAGUCCUUUCAAAACGAGCAAGAAGCGGUUUCAGAAAUUAGGUGAUGAUGAUAAAGGUCAUUUGCAUUUAUGCAAAAAUGGAUUAAAAUCAAAGCUUUCAAGUGAAUUGAAGCCAAGGGAAUCAAGAGAUCAAUAUGCUGAAGCAGUUCAUAAUGGGAAUGAGAAUGAUAAAGAAGGGAAACAUGUACCGCUUGAAUGCUUUGUAGGUUUUAUUGUUGAUCAAUUAGCUCACAAUAUACAGAAAUUUGAUCAGGUUUUGCAGCAAACAGAAAGCAAAGGAUGUGAUUAUGAUUACUCAACUCCAAAACCAGCAUCUUCCCAGUUUGAUCAUUUGAAGGCAAUCAUGAAUAUUUGGGAAGGUAGAAAGGUGGAUGUAAAUGGGUUUUUGGGGAAUUUGAAGUUUGCUAGAGUAGGAGGUGUACCAUCAAGUAUAGUUGGAGUAUCUUCUUCAGUCAAUGAAGAGGGUGAGGAUGGUAUAAGUGCUGCCACGGGGGAGGAAACUGGGGGUAGUUCACCGCAAAAGCUGGCCAGUGGCUUACUCAGUAUUCCCUUGUCGAAUGUUGAGCGUUUGAGAUCCACAUUGUCUACAGUUUCAUUGACGGAGCUAAUUGAGCUUGUGCCACAGCUGGGGCGGUCUUCUAAGGACUAUCCUGACAAGAAGAAACUGUUCUCUGUCCAGGAUUUCUUUAGAUACACAGAGUCUGAAGGAAGGAGGUUCUUUGAGGAACUGGAUAGAGAUGGUGAUGGUCAAGUAACUUUGGAAGAUCUUGAAAUUGCAAUGAAAAGGAGGAAAUUGCCACCAAGGUAUGCUCGGGAGUUUAUGCAGCGUGCUAGAAGUCACUUAUUUUCAAAAUCAUUUGGUUGGAAACAAUUUCUGUCCUUGAUGGAGCAGAAGGAACCAACCAUUCUUCGUGCUUAUACUUCUCUCUGUUUAAGUCAGUCUGGAACCCUGAAAAAGAGUGAAAUAUUGGCAUCACUUAAGAAUGCUGGACUUCCAGCAAAUGAGGACAAUGCUGUUGCUAUGAUGCGAUUUCUGAAUGCUGACACAGAAGAAUCUAUUUCUUAUGGACAUUUUCGGAAUUUUAUGCUGUUGCUACCUUCUGAUAGACUUCAAGAUGAUCCUAGGAGCAUAUGGUUUGAAGCUGCAACUCUUGUUGCUGUUCCACCACCUGUGGAGAUACCAGCUGGAAAUGUUCUAAGAUCUGCAUUGGCUGGGGGCCUAUCAUGUGCAUUCUCUUGUGCUCUAAUGCAUCCUGUUGAUACGAUAAAGACUCGGGUGCAAGCAUCAACCACUGUUACUUUCCCAGAGAUCAUUUCAAAGCUUCCAGAAAUUGGAGUUCGGGGUGUAUACAGGGGUUCGAUCCCUGCCAUUCUAGGACAAUUUUCAAGCCAUGGCCUGCGAACUGGGAUAUUUGAAGCUACUAAACUUGUGCUAAUAAAUGUUGCUCCGACCCUUGCAGACAUACAGGUUCAAUCUGUAGCAUCAUUCUGCAGCACAUUUUUGGGGACAGCAGUUCGUAUCCCAUGUGAGGUACUGAAGCAGCGUUUGCAAGCAGGUCUUUUUGAUAAUGUAGGGCAGGCUAUCAUUGGAACUUGGCAAGCAGAUGGUUUGAAGGGGUUUUUCCGUGGGACUGGUGCCACACUUUGCCGUGAGGUUCCAUUUUAUGUUGCUGGAAUGGGCCUAUAUGCUGAAUCCAAAAAGGCUGUUCAGCAAGUUUUAAGACGGGAACUAGAACCCUGGGAAACAAUUGCUGUUGGGGCUUUAUCUGGAGGACUAGCGGCUGUUGUGACUACCCCUUUCGAUGUGAUGAAAACUAGAAUGAUGACUGCACAGGGUAGAUCCUUACCAAUGUCAAUGGUAGCCAUCUCUAUACUCCGUCGUGAGGGACCCCUUGGCUUAUUCAAAGGAGCCGUACCAAGGUUUUUCUGGAUUGCCCCCUUAGGCGCCAUGAACUUUGCGGGUUAUGAACUAGCAAGGAAGGCCAUGGAUAAAAAUGAUGAAGCAACAAAUGAUCAGCUGUCUCGAAAGAAGUUGACUAAUUCGGUGUAGCCUUUUGAAAGUUAAAACUGCAUCUGCAUCUUUCAGAGUCUGGUUUUUCAUUUAGUGAAUGCUGCCGGAAAAUUUUGUGCACUUUCUGAAUUUUCAGCAGCAUAUAUGUCGAAUACCAUCUGCCGACAAGCCUUUUAAUUUUCCUUUAUACACAUUGUAUUUUUCCAGAUAGUUUUGUUUCAAAAUUUGUUGGUCUAUUGGGGAAUGGCUGCUCAAAUCUUUUUGGCUUAAUCUUGUAUCUACUUCAUUGGUGUACAUUCGAUGUCCAGUUAAUUUUGUUCUUUCCUUAACCUGAACCCUUUUGUAUUAAUUGUAGAUCUCUUUUGGAGCUAAACUCUUUUAAAUGUUUUAAA
This is a messenger RNA of Jatropha curcas, 3469 nucleotides long. RefSeq names its product mitochondrial substrate carrier family protein (gene SAMTL). The record is from RefSeq and is a predicted model, not a curated record. Gene Ontology annotation, molecular function: calcium ion binding. NCBI's taxonomy places the organism in Eukaryota, Viridiplantae, Streptophyta, Magnoliopsida, Malpighiales, Euphorbiaceae.